AUGGACAGUGCCGAUGAAAAGGUUAUAGUUUCUGCAGCAUAUGUUGCUAUGAGUUGUGCAUAUUUAAAAAUAUUAAAAAAAAAAAAGGAAAAAAAUACAAAGAGAAGAUGGUGGAUGGUUUCUUUAAAUAAAAGUCGCAGUAGUUACAGUACUUCAAAUAUGCUUCGCGACUUAAAUAAUGAACCAUCAGGUAAGUUUGAAAACUUCUGCCGUAUGUCAACAAGCGAUUUUGAAUAUAUUUUAAAUAAAAUUGGGCCAGUUAUCACAAAACUCGAUACUAACAUGAGAAAAGCUAUUCCUGCUCAAGAACGAUUGGCGAUAACACUCAGGUUUUUGGCUUCUGGAGAUAGCUUUGUCAGUUUAUCCUACUUGUUUAAAGUUUCAAACCAGUGUAUAUCUACAAUUGUUAGAGAAGUAUGUGAUGCUCUAAUCAAGAAGUUUAAAGAUGAAAUAAAAUACGAUGAGGAUAUAGUUCAUUUGUUCCCAAAUCUGGGGUCCAGAUUUAAAUGGACAAGGGGUACAUGUAACGAUUGCCGUCUAUCGGCAUCGUACAUUAUUCCUUAA
Molecule: messenger RNA, 564 nt
Organism: Rhopalosiphum padi (bird cherry-oat aphid)
Lineage: Eukaryota; Metazoa; Arthropoda; Insecta; Hemiptera; Aphididae
Exons: 3
Coding region: 1-564 (187 amino acids)
Source: RefSeq, a predicted model, not a curated record